CCUGCGGACCUGAGUUGCCGUUCAGAGUCUGUCAACCGACCGAGAGUCAACCGAGAACAUCAGCAGCGGUUUCUCUGAACGUUUCUGGUCCAGCAGCGACGGAAGAGACGAGCUUUUUUUUUUCUUCUUUUUUUUUUCUCUUCUCUUUUUCUCCGUCGGCGCUGUUUGUUUAUCUUCCCGGAGCCGUCGGGCUGGAGUUUGUCUCAGAUCUCCGUGGAUUAACGCAAGACUCCGCAGCGCCGUGACACCAACUUCACUGUGGAUUCUGCUCCUCCGGCAUCACUCGUGAAUAUUUUGGGGGAGCUGCUUGUUUUUUUUUUCUUUAACUCAAGUCGGAUUUCAGUGAAGUCCGUGCGACAGCGGCGGACACUUGUUGAAAUUUUUACCGAGCGAACCUCUGCCUGGCGAGCCGCGCUAGUAGCGACGUUUAGCUAACGAGGCUAACAACUUUCUCUGAACAGCAGCUUCAAAUAUUUCUCCACAAAUAGGCUUCAGUUCACGUCGGUUGGAUGUUAACUGAUAAAUGUAACGGCGCGGAUAAAGUGUCAAACUUGCUGUUAUGGCGCUGACAGCGGCUUAGCUAACUCGGCUAGCAGCUCUCCGUUCACCUCCAGCGUUAUGUUAGCAAUGACGGCUAACGUUAUGUCAACGUUGGAUUCAAACAAGUGGUUCGCUCGAAAUAUGAAGUUAUUUUCUACUAUUAGCUUCUCGUAAUCGCCAUUUCUCAACUUUAAAGUUAUUAAACUCAGCUUGCAGGCACAUAUAAUCCACAAAGCCUUCAUUCGGUCCGCUUUCUGUUCAUAAGAACUUUUAUUAACGGCAGCUUUAACGUUAGCUUAGCCGCGCUAGCUCGGAGCUCGGCUUGCAGCAGCAGCAGUGACACUGCAGCAGCAGCAGCAGCAGCAGGCAGCGGACUGUCAAUUAACUCCGGUUAACCAGUAAUGUGCGAUGUGGUUUUCAAAACUCUCAUGGGUUUGCUGCAACGUCCACUGAGAGAGGAAUAGACUCCCGGCGCCGUCUUCCCACUUUUUCCCGAGUAGCUGAAGUUGUCAAACUGCGGCCCGCACCAUGUCCGGCUCCCCGGGCACAGGUGGCUCAAACCCCAGGAAGUUCAGCGAGAAGAUCGCGCUGCACAACCAGAAGCAAGCAGAGGAGACGCGGGCCUUUGAACAGCUCAUGACAGACCUCACCGUUUCCAGGGUGCAGUUUCAGAAGAUCCAGCAGCUUCGUUUGUCUCAGUCGAGGGCGCAGUACUACGGAGGCUCUCUGCCCAACGUCAAUCAAAUCGGCAACACCAGCGCUGAAUUUCAGGGCGGCUUCCCUUCAGGGUUGGACUCAGUCAGAGGGACCCGCCACCAUGGACUGGUCGAGAGGGUCCACAGGGAUCGCAACCGCAUCAACUCUCCCCACCGCCGACCCAUCGACAAGCACGGGCGGCAGAUCGAGAGCUCUCCAUACGGAGCGGUGUACCUGUCCCCACCGCCGGACAACAACUGGAGAAGGGAACAGCAGCCAUGGACUGAGGAAAAACGGCCUGGGUUUAGAUUAAUAUCACAACUCAACAGAACCAACUCAGACUCUGCUCUACACACAAGCGCUAUGAACCCGAACCCCCAGGACCCGUUCGGCAUGAACCAGCAGAUGGGUCGAGGUCCCCCGCAGCGCAAUGGCUGGCAUGCAGCUAGCGUCAACGAGGCAGAGGUGGACGGCUCCGGAGACGUCUUCUCCUUCCCCGCCCUGCCUAACGAGGAGAAUCUAAUAGGUGUCAGUAAGCCCCUUCCCAAGCAGCUGUGGGAGGCCAAGAAGGUCCAGUCUCUGGCAUCAAGGCCUAAAUCAUGUGAAGUGCCUGGAAUCAAUAUAUUCCCGUCUCCGGAGCAGAACCCCGGUCUGUCCCACUACCAGGGUUCGUUAAGCACCGGCGGCUCCCUGCCCGACCUCAGCAACCUGCAGUUCCCCUCACCGCUCUCCACCCCGCUGGACCCGGACGACGGAGGAUACCCCAACCUGAGCGGGGGCAGCAGCACCGGGAAUCUGCCGGCCGCCAUGAUGCACCUGGGGAUCGGCAACUCACAGGGUCUCUCCUCCUCUUUGAGCAAUCCCUCGAUUCAGGCCUCCCUCAACAACUGCCAGCUGCAGUCAUCGCUCAGCAAUCCCUCCAUCAACUCAUCCCUCCGUCUGUCCAGCAACUCCCCUCGGCGACGGCCGGCUCCCAUCAGCCCCCUCACCCUGUCGCCUGGAGCCGAGCAGCGCCGAGGUCUGGCCAAGCAGCUGUCGCCUACAAUGUCCCCUUCGCUGUCCCCCAUCACACAGGGAGUUGCUUUGGAUACCAGCAACAUGCCAAGGGAGCCGCCCCCGCCCUAUCCGCUCUACCAACAAUCCCAGCAUGCAGUGGACCCGGGCCGACAAUGCCAGCAGCCACAACAGCAGCAGCAGCAGCCUGUUUCCCCUCUUCAGAACAUCCAGCUGGACUUCAACUCGAGCCAACACAACAACAUGGCAGCACUGUUCAGCGACCAAUUCAUGGAGCCACAGUUUUCUAAUCGCCAGACUAAAACCCUUCCCUACCAGUUGGAUCAGUUCAGUCUGUUGGAAAACGCAAUGAGCUCCACAGCAGGGGGGUCAUGCUUCGAUCCUUCGUCCUCCUCCUCUCCCUCCUCGCUCUACUACUCCCAGGCUGCUCUGUCGGGGCUGGGCGGCAGCCACGGCAGCCUGCAGGACCCGAUGCACAUGAGGUCCAACAUGCUGUACUCCAACUGCAGCGGAGGGCUGCCCAACAUCAUCCUCACUGAUGACUCCAACCCCAGUCUGUCUAAGGACAUCAGCAGCGCGCUCUCCACGGUGCCGGAGUGUUUCGACUCAGAGGGAGGCUUCCCGCUGGAGGACGAGCUGCGCAUCGAGCCCCUCAGCCUGGACGGUCUGAGCAUGCUCAGUGACCCCGACAUGGUGUUGCCGGACCCGUCCGUGGAGGAAACCUUCCGCAGCGACAGACUCUGAGCGUAAAGAGCACUUCAAGAAAGAAAACACACACACACACACACACACAGAUUUGCAGUGUAUAGUGUACAAAUCUGAAUAUGCAUGCGCUCGAUCUCUGUAGGGCCACUGUGCAUGCACCCACUGCCACUAAGAUUCAUUAAAUGUGAAAGACACGAGCCGCAUGUGCACCAUCAUCCACAUUUUUUUAAAAGAAGGAGACUCGUGAACAAACACUGUUUACACCGGCUUCGCGCGGCGGUACCCUCGCGCACACUCGAGCUCGUGAUGUUAUUGUAAAAGAUGCAGUUUUGAACUCAGCACCAGGACCCGAAGCAGCUCGGAGACUCUGCUCCUCCUCCCGACCGCUUCCAACCACAAAGACUCGGAGGAACAUCGAGGCGAUCCGGAGAGGAGCCCAAGUCCUCCCGCUUCUUUCUCUCAUCACCACCUCGCACCCCCUCCCUCCUCCUCUCCCCUCCCCUCCCCUGAAGCCAUGGCAACCUCAUCACCAUGGCUACACACCAUAGCAACCCCAUCACCGUGCUGAAGAGCAACAGAAAUGCCAACAUUUAAGUUUCUUGCAGCUCUGGUAUGCGAGUGGAGCUCAGAGCUGUGCUGCAGCUGGAGCGCCGAAGUGCGUCGCGGUGAAACAUCUGGCACUUUUCUUCAGGUGAAGUUAAAUCCAGGUGUGCCGCGGCCGCCUCGGGCUCUCGAACAAUCAUGGUAGAAAUGAAGACUAGAGGGAUUUUUGUUUUCAAAUGUGUUUCUUUGCAUACGGUGUCAGAUUAUUUUUAAAGUGUUUGCCACAGAUUUAUAAAUAUAAAUAUAUAUAUUUACUUAUGUAAGCCUCAAUUUCAGUCUGAUUAGAAUGUAUUUUCAAAGUAGAGACAAAAAGGGCAAACUGUUUACAAAGAUUUUAAUAAGUAAAUACUACUAAAGAGUCUAGAUUUUUGAAUUUCUAAUUGAGAAUUCUAACGUGUGUUGAGUAAAUGCUAUAUUUUUUCCUUGCAAAUUUGGACACAUCUCCACUUUCCUCAGUCAGACAGGAGUCGGCUGUGAUUCUCUCUGGCAGGGCACUGGGACAAACCAACGUCAAAAUCUGUUUUAAAAAAAAAAACAAAAAAAAGGAACUUUCUUUUUUGGAUGUUUUCAAAAAAUACUUUAAUGUACAUUCAUUGCAUAUGAUUUCUUUUACAUUUUGUACUGACUUGUAAUGGCGCUUGUACUGUACUUUAAAUCUCGUCGUGAAUAAGGGCAUGCGCUGUGCUACUGUGGAUCGAUUA
Messenger RNA from Stegastes partitus (bicolor damselfish), 4259 nucleotides. It is a transcript of the gene crtc3, whose product is annotated as CREB regulated transcription coactivator 3. The record is from RefSeq and is a predicted model, not a curated record. Gene Ontology annotation, molecular function: cAMP response element binding protein binding. Bases 1069 to 2994 code for a protein of 641 amino acids. The transcript is spliced from 15 exons. Gene Ontology annotation, cellular component: nucleus; cytoplasm. Lineage: Eukaryota; Metazoa; Chordata; Actinopteri; Pomacentridae. Gene Ontology annotation, biological process: protein homotetramerization; positive regulation of transcription by RNA polymerase II.